AUUCGAUUAGUUGUUAAGGUCCAAAUGAACGGCGAUCGACAGUAGAGAAACAGAGACAGGCGCUAGCGAAUUAUUUUGAUACAUUUGGUGAUUUUUUUCAUAAAUAUCAAGUCAUCAUUUUUGUUGAUUGCAUCGAGGUUGAACACUUUUACCUUGCCAAUUUUGUUUACGAAGAAAAAAGUUGAGUGAAAGGUCUUUUUUAAAACAACGACCGAAAAUGUUCUCGCUUCAAGCACAUAAUCAACAAAUUUUAUUUCAUUUGAGUCAAAUAACAUCACGACCACAUACGAUUCGACAGUCCAAAUCUGGGAGAAAAACAAAUAAAACCGCCCAAAAUGAGUUCGAACGAUUGUGUCAGGAGAGUUUAUGUGAAGCGCUUCGCAAUUUUCAAGCCUCAACCAACACAUCCAUUCUGGAGCUACCAUUAGCAUCGAUCGCAAAACAAAAACUACCACUGACUGGAUCACGUACACAAACACGGAGUGCAAUAAAAACUUUGGAUAGGUUAGAAGACAAUAUUAGAAUGAGUUACGUGUCAAAAAGUUCAUUUCGAGAGAAUAGGGCCGAACCAAUACACGAUGGCCAACUACAACAACAACAACAACAACAACAACAACAAAAGUCUUUCGCCAAUAGCACCGAUAUCGCCUCCAGAACAGCAUCAAUUGUCAAUCAUCCGAACACCUUCCUAAUAGCAUCGAAUCUAGUUCAUCAGCUCAGUCAGCCGAUAUUCCGAAAUUCAAUGCAAAUUCGCGGUUUUAAAACACAACGAAACAUUGAAUCACAACUUAAACGAAAUCCGUCAUUUAUGUCGCGAAUCCAACUCAGUUUCGCUCCACUUUCGAAAGUUGAUACUGUGAAUGCAGCGUCAAAACAACGUAAUGAAACUCUAAAUAAGCUACUGGCACAGGCUGAUGACAAUUCAACGUCAGGCGAUGAUCAGAAGCAACGUAUCAAAGUGGCAUUUGCUGAAGGUUACUUAGCGGCGAAUACGGAAGAUAAAUUGGGCAUUGCUGCAAAAUUCGUUAAGCUUGUGUCGCAAGUUAUCUCGUUGGCGCUUUUCAUCGCACUGGUCUAUCUGUUAUUUUCGGCACAAGGCUCCAUAUUUAGUCGGAUACAGUUGGGCUCACAGAUUGAGGUCGAUCCAGAGGACAUUAAUGUGACAUUCAACGAUGUCAAAGGCUGUGAUGAGGCCAAACAAGAGUUACAUGAAAUUGUCGAGUUUUUGAAAAAUCCCAGCAAAUUCUCACAACUCGGUGGCAAAUUGCCGAAAGGUGUUUUGCUGGUUGGACCUCCAGGAACUGGCAAAACGCUGUUGGCACGUGCAGUGGCUGGCGAAGCUGGUGUUCCAUUUUUUCAUGCGGCAGGACCGGAAUUUGAUGAAGUACUUGUAGGUCAAGGGGCUCGACGUGUACGUGAUUUGUUCAAAGCAGCCAAAGAUCGUGCACCAUGUGUGAUUUUCAUCGAUGAAAUUGAUUCGGUGGGUGGAAAGAGAACGAAUUCCGUUUUGCAUCCGUAUGCCAAUCAAACGAUUAAUCAACUGCUUUCCGAAAUGGAUGGAUUUCAUCAGAAUGAAGGCGUCAUUGUACUUGGUGCGACAAAUCGACGAAACGAUUUAGACAAAGCUUUGCUUCGGCCCGGCCGUUUCGAUGUCGAAGUAUCGGUACCAGUUCCCGAUUUUAUUGGGCGACAACAGAUUAUUGCGCUUUAUUUGAAGAAGGUGUUGCAUAAAGAUGUUGAUAUUCAGCAAUUGGCACGGGGGACCACUGGUUUUACGGGAGCCGACCUUGAGAAUAUGAUUAAUCAGGCUGCUUUGCGUGCCGCCAUCGAUGGGGCCGACGUUGUUACAAUGAAGCAUUUGGAAAAUGCACGUGACAAAGUAAUUAUGGGUCCCGAACGCAAAUCACGGUUGCCUGAUGAAGAAGCCAAUGAAAUUACGGCCUAUCACGAAGCUGGCCACGCAAUCGUUGGCUACUACACAAAAGACGCGAGCUCCUUACACAAAGUUACAAUUAUACCACGUGGCCAAUCGCUUGGGCACACCGCAUAUCUACCGAAAAAAGAACAGUAUCAUGUGACAAAGUCACAAUUGCUUGCCAUGAUGGACACAGCUAUGGGCGGACGUGCUGCCGAGGAAUUGAUUUUCGGACCAGAGAAAAUUACCGCUGGCGCUGGAGAUGAUCUCAAACGCGCCACCAAAAUUGCCCACAACAUGGUCAAAGACUUGGGCAUGUCAGACAAAUUUGGCCUUCGAACGAUUCAGGAUCCCGAACCGUACGCUGGCGGUGAUAAUCUCGGACCAAACACAACCGAACUGAUCGAUGCUGAAAUCAAACGCAUCAUGACAGAGAGCUAUGAUCGAGCGAAAUCAAUUCUCAAGACACAUGCAAAAGAGCACAAAGCUCUGGCUGAAGCUCUUCUCAAGUACGAAACACUCGAUGCCGAAGAUAUAAAAUCGAUUUUGACGGGCGCCAGGAAGGUCACCGAAGGCAGCAAUUGAUCCGCUUCCUGUUUCCAAAAUGUAUAAAAUACGAUCACAUGGCGAUGAUGAUGCAUCUAUAUAUAUAUAGUAUAUAUCAAUCAGAACAACAACACACACAUAAUUCUAGUUUUAUAGAAGCGUAGAUAAAAAAAAUGAACAUAUAUGCAAUUGCAAAUGCGAAAAACCAUAAGCUGCUGUUUUAUUUCAUUCUUUAUUAAUUCAAAAAUACAAAUAAUUUCUACUUAAUGCAAAUAAAUAUCGUAAUUUAUACAUGUUGAAUUUCAAA
Molecule: messenger RNA, 2768 nt
Organism: Sitodiplosis mosellana (orange wheat blossom midge)
Lineage: Eukaryota; Metazoa; Arthropoda; Insecta; Diptera; Cecidomyiidae
Gene: YME1L
Product: ATP-dependent zinc metalloprotease YME1L
Exons: 7
Coding region: 218-2500 (760 amino acids)
Biological process (GO): mitochondrion organization; protein quality control for misfolded or incompletely synthesized proteins
Cellular component (GO): mitochondrial inner membrane
Molecular function (GO): ATP binding; ATP hydrolysis activity; metalloendopeptidase activity
Source: RefSeq, a predicted model, not a curated record